GCACUCUGGCCUGCUCGCUCGGCGCGGCUCGGCUUCCUCCCCGACAUCUUCUGAUUUCCUUUGUUUUUUGUGUAAUUGCUGCAUGUGCAGUAUCACUCCGGCACCCCCACCCACGCCGAGUUCUCCCCUCACCGAAGCCGCCAGGAGUCUAAACAGCGAGGUCUCCCAGACCUUUCGCCCACCAUGACAGCAGCAGAGAAGAAGAACGACCGUCUCAGCUCAUCCCCCUCGCAGACCGAGGUCGAGCUCAGCGAAAUGCCCCGCGCCGCCGGCCUCGAACACAAGCAGGCGGCGGGCGGUGCCGCCAACGAGCGCCUUGAGGUCUCCAAGAAGCUGGCGAACCCCCUGGCCGGCCUGACCGCCGAGCAACUCGCGGCCAUGGGCGAGGACUAUGCCAGGUUGGCCGGCCUGACGAGCGAAGAAGACGUGCGAGCCUUCCGCCUGGGCGCCAUCAUUGCCGGAGACCACGCCCCGUACGACCAGAUUCCGGAGCUCACGGCCCGUGAGAGGGAGGUCCUCCAGAGAGAGACGACCCAUAAGUGGUCCAACCCCAGCAUGCUCUACUGGGUCGUCGCCAUCUGCUCCCUCUGUGCCGCCGUCCAGGGUAUGGACGAGACGGUUGUCAAUGGCGCCCAGAUCUUCUACAAGCAGGUGUUCGGCAUCGGCACCAACAGGGAGCGCGAUACCUGGCUUGUAGGCCUCGUCAACGGCGCCCCCUACCUGUGCUGCGCCGUCAUCGGCUGCUGGAUCACCGACCCCAUGAACAGGGCCUUUGGCCGCCGCGGCACCAUCUUCAUCUCGUGCCUCAUCUCCGCCCUGGCUUGCUUCUGGCAGGCCUUCACAAACACCUGGUGGCACAUGUUCAUCGCCCGCUUCUUUCUCGGCUUCGGCAUCGGCCCCAAGUCCGCGACCACGCCCGUCUUCGCCGCCGAAUGCUCCCCCCCAAAGCUCCGAGGCGCUCUGGUCAUGCAAUGGCAAAUGUGGACAGCCUUCGGCAUCAUGAUCGGCUACGUCGCCGACCUGGCCUUUUACUUCGUCCCCGACAGCGGCAUCGAGCUCGGUCUCAACUGGCGCCUCAUGAUGGGCUCCGCCUUGCUCCCCGCCGUCGUCGUCUGCCUGCUCGCCUUCAAGUGCCCGGAAUCGCCGCGCUGGUACCUCAGCAAGAACCGCCACGGUGACGCCUUCGACUCGGUCUGCCAGCUGCGCUUCGAGAAGGUCCAGGCCGCCCGCGACCUCUUCUACACCUACACCCUGCUCCAGACCGAGAAGCAGGCAAUGUCCAUCGGCACCGGCAACCGCGUCAAGGAGCUCUUCACCAUCCGCCGCAACCGCAACGCCAUGGUGGCCAGCGAGAUUGUCAUGUUUAUGCAGCAGUUCUGCGGUGUCAAUGUCAUUGCCUACUUCUCGUCCGAAAUCUUUGUCCAGGCCGGCUACAGCAACGUCUCGGCCCUCGCCGCCUCGCUCGGCUUCGGCGUCAUCAACUGGCUCUUCGCCAUCCCGGCCUUCUACACCAUCGACACCUUUGGCCGCCGCAACCUCCUCCUGACCACCUUCCCGCUCAUGGCCUUCUUCAUGUUCUUCACCGGCUACUCCUUCUGGAUCCCCGAGAGCAGCAGCGCCCACAUCGCCUGCAUCGCCCUGGGCAUCUACCUCUUCGGCAUGGUCUACUCCCCCGGCGAGGGCCCCGUCCCCUUCACCUACUCGGCCGAGGCCUACCCGCUCUACAUCCGCCCCAUCGGCAUGUCCCUCGCCACCGCCACCACCUGGCUCUUCAACUUCAUCCUGGCCCUCACCUGGCCCCGGAUGCUGGUCGCCUUCACCCCGCAGGGCGGCUUCAGCUGGUACGCCGGCUGGAACAUCGUCGGCUUCUUCCUCGUCCUCUUCUUCGUCCCCGAGACCAAGGAGAAGACCCUCGAGGAGCUCGACGGCGUCUUCGACGUGCCCCUCCGCCGCCGCGCCGCCCAUGGCGCCCGCCAGGCCGUCUACUUCUGCCGCCGCUACCUCCUCCGCCAGUCGGCCGUCGACAAGCCCGCCCCGCCCCACGAGGAAUCCGUCCGUGGUGUUGCUGAUCCUACUGCCGGCUUCACCAAGGAGAAGGGCGCCUCCUUGAGGGAGAAGGUGACCGAACCCCCGGGUGUCGCCCAGGUCUGAUCUGAUUUUUUUUUUUUCAUUUCGAGGCUUGCAUUUGCAUGCAUGUAGUGAAAUGGAUUAAAUGGGAGAGAAAAAAAAGAUCUUGAGUGGAUGGGUUGGACGACGUGAUAUAUGUGCACAUGAACGACUAGGCUCUUGAAUGACC
Molecule: messenger RNA, 2296 nt
Organism: Thermothelomyces thermophilus ATCC 42464
Lineage: Eukaryota; Fungi; Ascomycota; Sordariomycetes; Sordariales; Chaetomiaceae
Exons: 4
Coding region: 184-2151 (655 amino acids)
Biological process (GO): transmembrane transport
Cellular component (GO): membrane
Molecular function (GO): myo-inositol:proton symporter activity
Source: RefSeq, a predicted model, not a curated record